Pleuronectes platessa (European plaice) is the source of this 6736-nucleotide messenger RNA. RefSeq names its product CASK interacting protein 1 (gene caskin1). The transcript has 25 exons. Gene Ontology annotation, molecular function: protein binding. The coding region runs from base 157 to 4821 and encodes 1554 amino acids. The record is from RefSeq and is a predicted model, not a curated record. Lineage: Eukaryota; Metazoa; Chordata; Actinopteri; Pleuronectiformes; Pleuronectidae.
UCAGAACUUCUCGGUUCCGCAAAGAAAGUCAACGUCAACUUCCAGGACACAGACGGGUUUUCUCCGCUGCAUCAUGCGGCCCUCAAUGGGAACCUGGAGCUCAUCUCUCUGCUGCUGGAGUCUCAGGCUGCUGUCGACAUCAGAGACCAGAAAGGUAUGCGGCCUCUGCAUUACGCAGCCUGGCAGGGGAAGGCGGAGCCCAUGAAGAUGCUGCUGAAAUCUGGUUCGUCCGUCAACGGCCAAUCAGAUGAAGGACAGAUCCCUCUGCACCUGUCAGCGCAGCACGGCCACUACGACGUGUCUGAGAUGCUGCUGCAGCACCAGUCCAACCCGUGCAUCGUGGACAACGCAGGGAAAACCCCUCUGGACCUGGCCUGCGAGUUCGGCCGAGUCGGGGUGGUCCAGUUGUUGCUCUCCAGUAACAUGUGUGCUGCUUUGCUGGAGCCUAAAAAAGGAGACACCACCGACCCCAACGGGACGUCUCCUCUCCACCUGGCCGCCAAGAACGGACACAUAGACAUUAUCAGACUGCUGAUCCAGGCAGGUAUCGACAUCAACCGACAGACCAAAGCCGGCACCGCUCUGCAUGAAGCUGCUCUCUGCGGCAAGACGGACGCCGUGAGACUCCUGCUGGACAGCGGCAUCAACGCCGCAGUGAGGAACACGUACAGCCAGACGGCGCUGGACAUCGUUUACCAGUUCAGUGCCACGCAAGCCAGCAGAGAGAUCAAGCAGCUGCUGAGAGAUGCGUCAGCGGCUCUUCAAGUUCGAGCUCUGAAAGAUUACUGCAACAACUACGACCUGACCAGCCUGAACAUCAAAGCAGGAGACGUUAUUACGGUUCUGGAGCAGCACCCCGAUGGACGCUGGAAAGGCUGCAUCCAUGAUAACAGGACAGGAAAUGAUCGGGUGGGCUACUUCCCCUCCACCAUGGUGGAGGUCAUCAGCAAACGCACAGGUGUAGCCAGCACAGUCAUUUGCACUCAACAGUUUCAAAAGAUACCGCUGGUUCCCCCGGCGACGGUUGCCCCGGCGACCAGCGCGGUAGUCAACGGCAACGACACCACGUUCCAUCAGAUCCAUAUCCUGCCUCCGCCCCCCCCACCGCCGCCGCCGCCACAUUCCCAUCAGCCACUGCUUCCACUUUUCACUUCCUUUGGCUAUAGCAGGUCGCCCGUGACAAGCCCACAGGGAGACACACCCACUUUCCCAGGUUGUCGCGGUUCAGAGGCAAGUCCUCACAGCUCCCCCACGCCGUCCGGCGGGCCCCACGGAGGCUCCAGUGAAGAUGUCUGGGUGCUGCGCAAGCCAGUGGCAGGUGGCGACCGCAGCAGUGUGGGCAGCUCUGGCAGUGUCACGAGCGUGAGGUCAUCAGGCAGCGGUCAGAGCGCCGGCAGCACGUCACACAACCUCCACCCACAGGCUGAAGGGGUUAAGCUUCUCGCCACCGUCUUGUCCCAGUCGGCCAAAGCUAAGGAGCAUCUCCUGGAUCAGUCCAAGUCCGUGGACCAACCUGCAGGUUCCGCCAGCUCCUCUCGGACAUCGAGCCAAUCGGGGUGUCCGCUCCACGAGGCGCCGCCUUACGACGCCACGGCCACCAGGAAGGGGGAGGGGCCAGUCGAGGGGAAGAGCUCAGAGGCCGUUGUCCAAUGGCUGAGCGACUUUCAGCUGCAGGUCUACGCUCCGAACUUCGUGGGCGCUGGGUAUGACUUGCCCACCAUUAGCCGAAUGACCCCAGAGGAUCUGACUGCGAUUGGAAUCACCAAACCAGGUCACAGGAAGAAAAUGACCUCAGAGAUAAACAAGCUGAGCGUCACCGAGUGGCUUCCUGAUCAGAAACCUGCCAAUCUAGGAGAGUGGCUGUCUGCCAUUGGUCUGAACCAGUACCACCAGGUGUUAGUGCAGAACGGCUACGAGAACAUCGACUUCAUCACCGACAUCACUUGGGAGGACCUGCAGGAAAUAGGCGUCACCAAACUGGGUCACCAGAAGAAGCUGAUGCUGGCGGUGAAGCGACUGGCGGAGAUGCAGCGCGGAUCAGAAGGCCGGGGCUCCCUCCGAAAGAAGCCCCCACCAAUCACACAGCAGCAGGAAGUCAUGUCCAUCGACAGCCCGCCUCCAGAGGAGCUCAUGUCUCCAAAGAUGAGCACCUUCCAGGACAGCGAGUUGAGCAGCGAGCUGCAGAGUGCGAUGACGCAGCCAGGUCAGGAGGUCAAAGCUCAACGGACACGCAGCGUCAGUAAGGACCAUGAUGAGGUGACGGCAGGAGGUGGGGGAGGAGGUACUGGCCCGCCUAAGAAGGAGGCACGGACUAUGAGGCAGCAGAGUAGCCAGGGAAGCACCUCCUCCCACAGGGGCAGCGUCUCCUCUCAAGGCAAACACCGUCACUCCCACUCCCAGCCGGCCCCUCCCUACACGCCGCCUCACACGCCUACCAAGUCUAGAACCUCAUCGUCCUCCUCCACGUCCUCCGUCCAGAGCACAGCUUCCUCGCAGUCCAAAACCAAACCUCAGUACAUCCAUGGAGAGAGACCUCAUUCGCCACGCUCUCACCCCCCUCAAUCUCCAACCCACCGCGGCGCUCCAGGUCCUCCGCCUCAGCAGCAGCAUCCUGGAGUCCAGCCACCGCACCAGGCACAACCUCAACCUCAACCUCAGCCUCACCCGCAGAUGCAGGGGAUGGAGGUCAGGGAGAACCAACAACCACAGGUCCCUCUCCUCUGCCUCCCACCUGAGGCGGAGCUGGCUGAGGGAGAAGGAGCAGAACCCUCGGAGCUCCAGAAGAAACGUGCUCACAGUCUCAACCGAUACGCCGUGUCAGACGGCGAGUGUGACGACCGGGCGGCACGAGGAGGAGGCGAAGGAGAAGCAGAGGUGAUUGUAAGUCAGAGCUCAAAGGUCAUCCGAGCGGAAGGAGUUAAAUAUGCCACGGUGACCCCCCGCGUCAGUCGCAGCCACUCCGCCCGCAACCAGGACAAGAACGGCAACCGCAACCACUCGCAGACCUUGGCUCUACGUCAGAAGAAGAAAGGCCCGCCCCCGCCCCCCCCCAAACGCUCCAGCUCAGCCAUCUCCAGCUCCAACUCCAACCUGUCAGACGCCAACGCACAGCCGGCCACACUCACCACGACAGGGGGGAUGCUGGACGUGCCUUACCUCCAACAGCGGCGAGCCAGCGACCUCGGGGUGUCAGUGGACGCCGGCGUUGUGGAGACCAACAGCAUGGGCAGCGUGAGGAGCAUCGCGGCCAUGUUGGAAAUGUCUUCUAUAGGGGGAGGAGCCAAAGGCAUGGCGAUACAGAAGAAUUUCCUGCAGGUGGGAAAGACCUCACGUGAGACCAUCGGUCUGGACGGUGAAGUGGUGAAUCGACGGCGAACCAUCAGUGGCCCCGUCACCGAGCUGGUGGCGGCUGCCAGGCGCCACCAGCCGACUCCCUCCGCUCUGCCGUGUCCCGCCGUACAACCGGAACCUGAAACCACCGCUCCCACUGUAAACUCGUCCUCACCACACCCCCCGUCCUCCCCCCAUCCGAGCUCUGGAGGCAGCGGCAGCUCGACAGAGAAUCUGCCAUUUGCAGAGGAAGGAGGUCUCACCAUCCGCCGCCAGGGACGAGGAGAAGGAGAAGGACAGUGUGUAUUUUGUGUUUGUCUGCAGGGCGACGGCGAGGGAGGUCCCCAGGGAGACGGUGGCCACGCCCAGGAGGAGGUCGCCGGCGUUGAGGCCACGGCGACUUUCAAGCGCCGGCCGCGCGGCUCCAAGCCCCCCCACCCCAACGGCUCCGACUUCACCCUCCAGGAGUCGUCCACCGUCAAGCGGAGACCGAAGAGCCGCGACAAGGAGCCCGAGGGCUACGCAGAGCUGGCUGCCGCUAACGGGGAGCCGGUGGAAGCUGGGUCGCCCAACACCUCGCAGCCGGUACCUUACCAGAACGGCACUGCCACCAUGAGACGCCGCCCGGUUCCCGGGGGCCAGGAGGCUGGAGUGACGGAGCAACCCCAACCCCAUCCUCAACCUCAACCCACUCCUCGCAGGGACAGUGUGGACCAAGCAGCUCCAUUGGUCAAUGAAGUCGUUCUUCAGAGAAAACCGAAGCCGCCGGUUUCCCCCAAGCCUGUAGUGGGUCAGAUGAAGAGAGGACCACAGACCCCCCCACAGCCUGCCAACAAGAGGGUCCCGCUGCCGGGCCCUGGCACACCUGGAAGCCCAGUGGAAGGAAAGAAGAUUCCUCCGCCGGUCUCGCCGAAACCAGUGCCCCCGCCCACGGCGCCCAAACCGUCCAAGCUCAUCCACUCCAUGACCAGCCCCCCCUCCCCGACCCCAAACCCAGCCCCAUUCAAGCAGCACUCUGUGGUGACCCGGCAGACCAGCUCGCCCCCGUCCUUCCUCCCCUCCAACACCCCCAGCCCCCCGAACGCCAAACCGACGAGCCCGCUAUGCCAGAGCCCCCACACGCCGCAGACCCCCACCACGCCACUGACCCCCCUCACGCCCCAGACUCCGGCUACUCCCAGCCCCACCCCGCCGCCCGUCAAGCCCCCUCGCUCCUCCAUCGGGGGGGUGUCUGUGGACAGUGGGAUGGUCGGCGGUGGGGUGACGGUGCCGGCGGCUGCCACAUCACCAGACUUCUGUGUGGACUCUCUGGUGCAUCAGAAGCUGGAGGAGACCAGUGCGUCGCUGGCCGCGGCUCUGCGGGUGGUGGAGGAUAAGAUACUGCGGCAAGAAGACUCUGUGGCUGAGCAGAAGACCACAGUCAGUAUCCUGGACGACAUCGGCAGCAUGUUCGAUGACCUGGCCGACCAGCUGGACGCCAUGUUGGAAUGACAACAGCCACCGGUCAGCAUGUCUCCACCGCAGCGCUGCAGCACCGAAAAGCCUCUCUCUCUCUUUCUCUCUCUCUCUUUCUCUCUCCUUCUGUUCAUCCACUCUCCCCUGCAGUCGUCCGUCCCUCGCUGCUCUGGAACAACCUCGUUCCUCUUCCUCUUCCUCUCGUCUCGGUGCAACCGGCCUGGACGUGACGUGGCAGUGAGCGAGGGCGUGCAAGAAAAAUGGAUGGAUAGAGAAAGAGAGAGAGAGAGAGAGACAUUUAAAGAGAGCAGAUUAAAAAAAGGACCAAAAAACGACUUAUGGCGGAGAGGAAAUAAAAAAAAAAUGGAGAGACAAAGAAGAAGAAAAUGGCGGAGACUGCGUUGAUGAACUCCUCCGCGUGGACUCGAACAAACAAACUAAACUAAUAGUGAUUGAAAAACCAACUGUGUAAUGAGUCAUAGUGUGGUAUGUGUACAUUCUAAGCAUGGAGAGUUUAUAUCUACUGAAAAGUCCUGCAUUAGCACAUUAAUAUAUAAUAUACCGAUAUAUAUGAAUCUCUAGCUCUUUGAUUUGAUGUCUUGGUUCUGUGUGAAAUGGUGACCUCUGGUGUUGUGACGAUGUAAAUGAAUUGGUGGAUUUUUUUUUUAUCUGUGACCAAAACGAGACUAUUCAGCUCCUAAAGUGUGUGUGUGUGUGUGUGUGUGUGUGUUUGUGUGAGUGUGUGCGCACGUGUGCAUGCGUGUGUGUGUGUGAUGGGGAUUGUUUAAAAGGUGUUGAGUUUGUGGGUCGUCAGAAUUUCAUGAUUUCAGAAUCCAGUUUCCUGUCCUGGCUGCGUCCAUCCUCAUCGUCACCUUCAACACACUCACUCACACACAGAAGAAGCACAAUGACCCAUGCAGCCAGCUCGCACACACACAGACACACACACAGACACACACAGGAGCCUGCACAAUAUAAACUCUAACGAGAGACGAGAGGAAACAGCAGGAUGUCCUGGAAAUCAGAUGUUACGUGUUGUAGAUAAAUCGCUGGAAAUGGUUUCAGGAUGCAGUUGAAAGAGUUUUUAGUAAAACGAGGCUGAGUCUCGGGGUCAAAGGUCAGAUCAGGCUCGGUCGGUCCGAACUCCCCCCCGCACAAAACAAACACAAGCACCAGAGGCCGAGACGAGGCCGACGAGCCCAGACUCACUGGAAAAAAACAACACAACAAGGGCAAAGCAACAAACUUCAGGUUCCCACAUCCCAGAUUCACAUUAUUUUUCUAAAAGUCUUAUCAUUCCAGAAUUAGUGAUUCUAAUAAUGUGAGUUAAAAAUUCAAAUGAUUUCCAAAUAUUCUUUAAGCAGGGAUGCACUGAGACAAUUCAAUGUGUCUUUAAAAAAAUAUGUCGAUAGCAGUUUGUGUCUUUUCACAAAAUAUUAAAUUAUCAUGUUAAGAAUUAGAAUUAAAGGAUCGUAACCCUCGUUAGAAUCCGUCAGAUUCUUCAGGCUUCAUAGAAAAGUAACAUCUGGAAAUGUACGUGAUACUUUCAGAUGAUAUUUUAUUAGAGGAAGCAUAAACAAAAAAAUACCGGCCCCAGAACAGAACCUUGUGGAACUCCAUGACUAACUUUUGCGUGAUUAAACAGAAGCAAAAAUACUGAAUUUUCCACUGAUGCUAUCCCAGGAUGUAAUCCGUCCUCGAACCAGCUGUUAACAUCUGUAUCAGUGUUAACAUCUGUAUCAGCCUCACAUCAGUGCAUCUCUUCUUUUCAGACUCUGCAUCAAAUCAUAACUUUCACAGAAACAAGAGUUCGACUCCUGAUUUCAUUUCAUUUCUCCAGGAGGUAAAAGAAAGAAAAAAAUACACACUGGCCGAAACCCUUCCUGACACAUCAGCUGAUACACCCCCCCUCCCUCUCCUCCCACUCUCUCUCCACCGCCCACCCCCUGCU